GAUUAAUUCUACAAAGGUAGGAUUAUUCUACAACAUUUUUUCCACUACAAAAGCACGAGGGGAUCUGAUGUUUUUGUUCAUCAAGCUCUUUUGAGGAUAAUAACUCAAACUUACAAUUUUAAUUUCGGAAACAAACUAUAGAAUGGGAGCUGCUAUGAUGAAGGUCUUCAUGAUGAUUGGCUUGGUGACAAGCCUGGUUUCAGUUGCUUAUGCCGCUACUGGCACUGCUACUUACUAUACACCUCCUUAUGUUCCAUCUUCUUGCUAUGGGUUCCAAGACAACGGAGUGAUGAUCGCAGCCGCAAGCGACGUAAUUUGGGACAACCGGGCAGCUUGUGGGAGAAAUUAUCAAGUCACCUGCACCGGACCUACUAACGCAGGGGUGCCGCAACCUUGCCGGGGUAGCGUCAUCGUCCGAAUUGUCGAUUAUUGCCCUCCAGGAUGUGCCGGCACCAUUGAUCUCUCCCAAGAAGCUUUUGCCCUCAUUGCUGAUCCCGCUGCGGGAAAAGUCAACAUCGAAUAUCACCAGGUGUGAAAGCUGCAAUUGAAGUUUCUCCAAAGAAGAUCGCAACGAAUUAAUGGCGCCCAGAGAUAACUAAGUAGUUUUAUUAAAAUUCAUGUACCACAUGUAUUUUGAAUUACCCUUUACAUGAUAAAGUAUUGAAUAAUAAAUAAACCCUGACACUUCAUUAUAUUUACCCC
Molecule: messenger RNA, 702 nt
Organism: Oldenlandia corymbosa var. corymbosa
Lineage: Eukaryota; Viridiplantae; Streptophyta; Magnoliopsida; Gentianales; Rubiaceae
Source: the annotation of a GenBank genome assembly